Messenger RNA from Dunckerocampus dactyliophorus (ringed pipefish), 7824 nucleotides. RefSeq names its product interleukin-1 receptor accessory protein-like 1. Gene Ontology annotation, molecular function: interleukin-1 receptor activity. The record is from RefSeq and is a predicted model, not a curated record. Lineage: Eukaryota; Metazoa; Chordata; Actinopteri; Syngnathiformes; Syngnathidae. Gene Ontology annotation, biological process: negative regulation of exocytosis; signal transduction. The transcript has 12 exons. The coding region runs from base 447 to 2594 and encodes 715 amino acids.
GACUCUGAAAGAGAGAGAGCGAGAGCCGGGCAGCGCAUCUUUCCUUGGCGCGCAUCGUCACUUCAGGACAUCCACGCUCAUGCGGUCCUGAGCUAGAAGACACGACGGAUUUCACGGAAUGAUCACAUCGAUAACCACUUCCCAUAUUGAUUUUAUCGGUGGUUUUAUUGAUCCAGCUGAGUCUCGAGCAUGAUUUCUUUCCUUGCCGCGUUUGGAAGUGACUGGCUGCAGGUGUGCCAGGCUCGCUUUGGCAAUAUGUAAUUUUGGGAGCGACGUUGAAGUGCACUACUUUUGGGAGUGUGUAUUCUUUGCUCUUAAAAAAACACACGUUUUCUAUUCUUAGUAGCCCAGGACACCCUCUCAUUCAACGCAAUGGCUCUUUGAAUUGACAGCACGGUGAUCUUAACCAUUCGGAAACUGUUGUGCAGGACUGGUUUGGGGGAAAAAUGAAAGCAUCAAUUCCUUUUCUGAUCCUACUUCACGCAGUUGUGGUCCAUUGCUUGAAAGUGGUGUCAAAGAGAGGUUCAGUGGAAGGAUGCACUGACUGGUCCGUGGACUAUCUGAAAUACAAGGUGCUCCUGGGCGAACCUGUUCGGAUUAAGUGUGCUUUAUUCUACGGCUAUAUUCGGGCCAACUACACGCACGCUCAGAGCACAGGACUCAGCCUGAUGUGGUACAAAAGUGCGGGGCACGGUGACUUUGAAGAGCCCAUCAGCUUUGACGGCACACGGAUGAGCAAGGAGGAGGACGCCAUAUGGUUUCGGCCAGCUGAAAUGGAUGACGCGGGGUACUAUUCCUGCGUACUAAGGAACUCCACCUACUGCAUGAAGGUCUCCAUGUCUCUCACAGUCGCAGAAAAUGACACAGACCUCUGCUACAACUCCAAGAUGAGGUUCUUCGAGAAGGCAGAGCUGAGCAAAAGCAAGGACAUCACCUGCACCGGCAUUGAAGAUUACAUCCAAGCAGGAGUGGAGCCUCAGAUUGUGUGGUACAAGGAGUGCAAGCCAAAGCAGUGGAGACAGACAAUCGAGAUGAGGAGCGACACACUCUCCAUCAAGGAAGUCUGGGAAGAUGACAUUGGGAAUUACACCUGCGAAUUACAGUUUGGAAACUUUGUGGUACGGAGGACCACGGAGCUCUCUGUCACAGCUCCUCUGACAGACAAGCCACCCAAAAUCCUCUCCCCAUCCGAGAGCCAGACGAGCAUCAUUGAAAUGGCACCAGGAAGUCCGGCCAACCUGACGUGCAGAGCGUUCUUUGGCUAUAGCGGUGAUAUCAGCCCGCUCAUCUACUGGAUGAAGGGGGAAAAGUUCAUUGAGGAUCUGGAUGAGGAGCGGGUCCAAGAGAGUGACAUUAAGACAAUCCGUGAGCACUUGGGGGAGCAAGAGGUGUCUAUCUCUCUCACCAUUGAUUCUCUGGAGGAGAGCGACCUGGGCAACUACACCUGCUACGUGGAGAACGGCAACGGUCGGCGACAUGCGAAUAUCCAACUUGUCAAGAAAGCGGAGCUCAUGUACACGGUGGAGCUGGCCGGUGGUCUGGGUGCCAUCCUCAUGCUGCUCAUCUGCCUGGUGACACUCUACAAGUGCUACCGGAUCGAGCUCAUGCUCUUCUACAGGAACCACUUUGGCAGUGAGGAUUUAGACGGAGAUAACAAAGACUACGACGCCUACCUGUCCUACACGAAAGUGGACCCCGACCAGUGGAGUCAGGAGACCCGAGAGGAGGAACGCUUUGCCCUGGAGAUCCUGCCUGACGUGCUGGAGAAGCAUUAUGGGUAUAAACUCUUCAUUCCAGACAGGGACUUGAUCCCCACAGGAAGUUUCACCAGUGAUCAUUUCCAGGAUGACACCAGACUACUUAGAGCUUACAUCGAGGAUGUUGCACGCUGCGUGGACCAGAGCAAGCGCCUCAUCAUUGUGCUGACGCCCAGCUAUGUGGUGCGGAGGGGGUGGAGCAUCUUUGAGCUGGAGACGCGUCUGCGCAACAUGCUGGUAACGGGAGAGAUCAAGGUCAUCCUCAUCGAGUGUGCAGAGUUGCGUGGCAUCAUGAACUACCAGGAAGUGGAGGCCCUCAAACACACCAUCAAAAUGCUGACGGUCAUCAAGUGGCGCGGGCCGAACAGCAACAAGCUGGACUCCAAGUUCUGGAAGCAGCUGCUGUACGAGAUGCCGUUCAAGCGCACUGAGCCCCUGAGCAUUUCCCACGAGCAAGCACUGGAUGUCAGCGAGCAGGGGCCUUUCGGCGAGCUCCAGGCAGUGUCAGCCAUCUCCAUGGCGGCGGCAACCUCCACGGCCAUGGCGACGGCACACCCGGACUUGCGCUCCACUCUCCACAACUCGUACCACACCCAGAUGAGACAGAAACACUACUACCGUAAUUACGACUACGAGCUGACGCCGGGGGGCACCCUCCCGCACCUGUCCUCCAGCAGAAACCAGCACACGUACUGCAACAUCCCCAUGACACUCCUGAAUGGACAGCGGCCACAGUCCAAGUCCCCGCGGCAGCAGAGUUUGGAGGAAGGCCACAGCAACAACGCCAUGCUGCCACUGCUGCCCCGAGAGACCAGCAUAUCCAGCGUCAUCUGGUGACAGACGCCACGGAAAGUUCUUAUCAAAGUGGAACGGCAAAAAAAAAGCAGCUGUCUUGCUCCAUGCCUGUAAAAACACAUAAACAGAAGCCAAAAACGGCUAAUAUGGCUGGGAAAGUGCCGGAAUACAGGGUCCUGUACAUAGUGUUUGUAAUUCUUUGUAGCAUUUCUUUUUGUUGAUGACAUUCUUUAUGUUGUCAGUUGGGACUUUUUGUGUUUGGGUUUCUGGAGCAACGUGUCGGACAAGCUAUAUUGUAUGUGUGUGUGUGUGUGUGUGUGUGUGUGUGUGUGUGUGCGCGAAGGGGGGGUUUGAAUGGAGGGUGUGGGAUUGAUCUCCAGGAGCGACGUCUCACACAAACUCAGGAGUCACAAGCCCCAAAGAGCGGGAGUGAUACCUGACAAAUGCUUGGCUUACGUCGCUCUUUGUAUCGGGAUGACGUGGACUUGUUACUUACCUUAACAAAUAAUUCUAUCACAGAAAAUCAAAAACCUAUAUUAUUUUAUGAAAAGAGUAUAUUUUUGUAUCAGAGGGUUAUUUGUGUGUGACAGAAGGACUUAAAUAGCAAAGAAAUUGCCUAGUUUAGACGUGCAGAAGUGCAUAGAUAGCUCUCAGCCCUCUAAUGGAAAUUCACUGUAUGUCUUACAUAGCAAGAGGGAGCAAAAAUGCAGUACUAAAGUGCAAAAGUCUUCGGCCAGUUUUAGAUUUGGAACUGGAAUGUCACACAAAGUGCAGAAUUGUUAAUAAAAGUGGGAAAAAACAGCAGAGCGCCGUAUUCAGUGUUGGGCCGAUUGCUUUAAUAUGUAAUUAAUCACCAGGGAAAGUAACUAUCCAGUUCCUUUUUUAAAAAGCAUUUAAAUAUGUGAAAUAAUUGGCAUUUAGCUUUGUAGUGACGUGUGCCGUUGAGAGAUGUCUUAUGAGAUCAACCUUGCAAUUAUCUAAAAUUCUCCAAUUCUGCCAAAACGCCAGGGGGCAGUGUUUUCCUGCGUAAUAAGAGAGCGUGUGCGUAAUAAGACACCACGUUUCACUUCAACGGCGUUAAAUAGUAAUGAAUUGCAUUACCCGUUACUGGAAAACAUUCUUUUUAACGCCUCAGCACUGGCCAUUUUUGUGUUUGUUAGCUAGCAGGCUACUUGCGGGUUCAUGGAGGAGGGCAACUUCUAGGAAUAAAUUCUUGUAUCCACGCAGCAAAGUGCAAUGGGGUCCCCAAUGGACCAAAAUGAAUAUGUAUUUUUGUUUAAUGCUGCUAUUUGUAUCUAUCUCAUCUAUCCUGUUAGAUCAGGGGUCGGCAACCCGUGAUUCCAGCCUUCAGCCUCAUUGUUUUGGAUCCCUUCACAAUGCUAGAAUUUUUUUUUUUUUUUGCACCCGAGUGGAGAAAAUGCUCAUUUUUUAAGACAGUUAAAAAUACCCGACUUUCUGUAAGACAGUGAAUGCAUCAUAGCUGAGUUCUGACUUGGAUUUUUCCCCCCCACGGUAGGCUAACCAUUAAUAUAUCCCCCCCCAAAAAAGAAACAUUUCUGUAGAAAGGUUUUUAAUUCUGAACAGACAGGUUCCGUUGUCUUCCCUGCCGACAAUGCUUGAUACGUGGCGAGAAACAACAAAAAACGUUGAAAGACGUUUUCAAAACAAGCACCUAUUUUCUGAAAAGUUGUCAGUAGAAAAGUAGGAAAAAAAAGUAGAAAGUAAACCUACACGUGUAACAGUGGCCAUCCCUGCACACGCCGGGCUUGAACCCGAACAGCGUUAGCCAGCGAGCUAAAAGGAACAGGCUGUCAAUUCGCUGGGCUGCGCAUUUCUUGAGGCAUCAGGUAGUGAGGUACGAUCACAACCCCACGAGUUGGCAUCCAUUAUAGAUGCACACUCCACUUGUGUUGGUUUAUUCUGUCAUAACAAGUAAAAUAAAGCUUCAAACUUGGAAAAGUUUAUAAGCUGUUACGUUUUGUGGCUCCAGACAAUUUUCCUUUAGUGGGCGAGGGGGCAAAAUGGCUCUUUUGAUCGUAAAUGCCGACCCCCCGUUGGGCUGACAAAGAUAGUAUUGCCCUGAGACUUUUGCACAGUACUGUAUUUGGGUAAUGUCGUAAUUGUCAAGGCUAAUUGUGACACUGUUAGCGCACCCCUGGUAGCACCUUGGAAGGAUCAGCAGCACCUCGAUGCAACUAUGCUGCUGACGACGGGGACAGAGGAAAGAGGGAAGCGUGUCAUCGCCCGAGGCCACAUCCCGUUCCUGCUGUCGGACUAGGGCUAAACCAUCACUUCCUCCUAAAUGACAGCUGUGUUAAGCCGAGCGCCAUCCCAUCUUGCCAGCAGGACAGAGGCCAGUUAAACAAUAGGGCAUACAAUAGGGCUUUGACCUUCCAACUCAGGUUGAUGUGUGUUGUUAGUUCUCUGUGCGAAAGCAGGAAUCAGUCACGAAAUGACUGCAUCUGGGUCUUUAUUUGUGUUGUUUAUGUUUUGUUAACAAGCUGAACUGUAAUUUUCUUCAAAAUAACUGGCACCAAAAGGUUCCAUCCCGAUGGCAACAAUUACACUCUGAUGCGGGAUGUGCGCAUGGAAGAACAUCAUAGUCCGUCCUUGGCAACUCUUAAGCAAAGGUCACUCAUGUCUGUUCACUUUUUGUGUUCUAGUUUAUCCCAGAGGUGCUUGACAGGGUUGAGGUCCUUGCUUUGUGAAUGUCCCUUAACUGUUCCAUGUCUUGAUAAGAUGAAGAUGGUGGAUAGGUGAAGUAAGGAGGCCAAUUCACAACAGAAGUUAUCGCAAGGCGCCUUUUAGAGGAGGUCCAGAGCAACGCUCAGUAUUGGAGAACCAACAGAUAUAAAAGUCAAGACAUUGGAGCGGUCGGGUGCUCGGUUGAUUCUGCCUUUUAGCGUUUUUAGAAAGAACUGAAGAAGAAGGAAAAGAAAGUAUAUGAAAAUACAAGCCAGUUCAAGUGAGGCAAUCCAAGAAGUCACUGACUCGUAAUCCAUAAAGGUUGAAUCGGGGCAACUUGGGACUCUUCUUGUCUGUUGAACACCGUCAGACCAAAGCUGGUUCACCCCGAGGGCAAAAUCCAGAAAAGCAAACUCCCCAUUAUUUACACAGUGCAGUGUAGUAAGGAGUGCAAUGGCCCCCACAUUGGAGAGACCCAAGUACUCUUAUACAAACGUAUGGCACAACACAACAAAAACUUUUCACAUUUCGUUCUAAAAAUUUAGUUGUGGAGUUUCCCUAUUUAUGUCCCUGGUGGGUCUGCCCCUUGGGUCUGUAGGUUGGUUGUUAUCGCCAGGUGAACGACUGUCCUGCUUAACAAUAUGUUGUUCGCCUAUCUGGUGGCACAACAACUCGUUUGAGGUCACUCUUUCUUUUGAAUGAGACAAUCUUUGGGGGAGAGAUUAUAGCAGACAGACGGUGAGACAACAGGUGAUGGUGCAAACCUCCUCUGUUUAGGAAGGGACUUUCUAGUGUGACAUACAUGGCUUUCACACCUCUAUCCAGAAUUUGGACAAUGAUUGUCCUCAAAAGAAUGUCCCUUCUUUCUAAUCAUCCAUCUUCUACCAAUUAUCCGAGGUUGGGUCACGGCGACAGCAGGGAAGCUCAGAUGUCCCUCUCCCCGGCAAUUUGGUCCAGCUCCUCCCGGCGGAUCCUGAGGCGUUCCCAGGUCGGUUGAGAGACAUAGUCUCCGGCGUGUCCUGGGUCUUCCCAGAGACCUCCUACCGGUCGGACGUGCCCUGAACACCUCCCCAAGGAGGCGUCCGAGUGGCAUCCUGACCAGAUGCCCAAGCCACGUCAUAUGGCUCCUUUAAUGUUUCUCCCGGAUGACAGUGCUUCUCACCUUGUCUCUCAGGGAGAGCCCAGCCACCCUACGGAGAAAACUAAUUCCGGCCGCUUGUACCUGCCAUCUUGUUCUUUUGGUCACUACCGAAGGCUCAUGACCAUAGGUGAGGAGAGGAACGUACAGUAGAUCGACCGGUAAAUCAUUCUUUCUCCCUUCUUUGUGAGAUGCUAAUGGACUACUGACUCUGGAUAUGAAAAAACUGCUCUCCUGUGUUGUGCCAUACUGUACAUUUGUAGAAGGGUUGUUUGGUCUCUCCAUGGUAGAGUCCAUUGCACUCCUCACUACACUGCACUGCAUAAACAACAGUGCUGAGUUUGUUUCUCUUGUUUUUGAGGCCAACCAGCUUUUGUCUGAGGGUGUUCAACAAACAAAAAGAGUUGCCCCGAUUCAACCUUCAACCAUCACCUGGAUGACAGAGAAUCUACACACUCGCUGAGAUAUUCUAUCUUCCAUCAAAACAAUGAUCAUGACCUAGUUCUCUUUUUGAUGUCUUGUUUUUAUUGACACUUUCAUGGAGUUGCAAAAACAGGCUAGUCGUAUGUGUGUGUUUUUUUUAAGCAGGAAAAUGUUUGAAUGGGAAAAAUGCGGAGAGGAUGGCGCACGAGCAGAGUAGUGUGCACGUGACUCUGCAUUGUAAAAAUACAAAGACGAGGAUUUAGAAGAAGACAAUCGAGCCAUAAUAAUCCCACUGAGGGCUUCGCAAAGCAGAAGCAGUCAUUCAGGAGGGAGUUUCAAAGUCCCAUUGCACCAAUAUAUGUUGUAAGUGGUUGCCCAUUUUUCUCUCACAAUCAAUAUUUGUGGUGACAUGGCUGUGAUGAAGAUGAGUAAAAAUGACAAAUAUAUAGCACAGAAUUAAUUCCAGGCACUUUCACUACAGCGGAGAGCCAAGGGUCUCUCCUGUUUCUGGCGUAUUUUCUAUCAUGUAUAUGCAAUGUACAUGAAAAGAGAUCAUGUUAUUAAUAAAAAAAACACACAUUUACAGUCACACCAUCCUAGUCGUUUGUGUCUGUGUGUGAAAGAACACUGUCUUGUGGAACCUUUGUGCUCUUUUAGGGACCGUCACACAAUACUUGGAAUUGGACUGACAGUAAGUAGGCCUACCGUAGAGUAUUAAGCAUUCUUGUGUGUUACGACGUGGUAUUAGGUCCACAUUGGGGAAAAAACACUCUGCGAUUUCAAGAAGGUUGUAAAUUUAGGAGAAAAAAAGGCGCAAUAUUACUUUUGCCCAAGGCCAAAGGUCACAUAAGUCUCCCCUUUUCAUAGCUGUCUCAGGCAAGGCGCGUUACGACGGAGAAUUAAAAUAAUCGGAGACUUCGAGAAUAGAGUCGUAAAUUUACGACAAUAAAGUCGUAAAUACACAAGAAAAACUCGUAAUAUUACAAUAACGAAGUCCUACAUUUACGAGAAAAAACUCGUAACUAU